UCAAUGGAAGUGGUUGUCAUGUCAAUACACGAGGUGCAUUGUGGGAUUGAAACGAAUUGCAUUGUGGGACGGCAAACCGACAAUACUGGUGCUUCAUAUUUGCGCGCUUUUUUCGGUUCUGUAAUGCUGAAAAGCAAUGAUACUGCAUUAAUGCGAGCAUAAGCAAUAGUCGGAGAAAAGGAUUUUUAUGAACAAUGCCAAAUUUUUGUGCCGCUCCGAACUGUACCAGGAAAAGCACACAGUCUGAUCUGGCUUUCUUUCGGUUUCCAAGGGAUCCAGAGAGAUGUAGGCUGUGGGUGGAGAACUGUCGGCGUGCAGAUCUUGAGGAGAAAACUCCAGAACAGUUAAACAAGCACUACCGGCUAUGUGCAAAACAUUUUGAACCAGCCAUGAUAUGCAAAACUAGCCCUUACAGGACAGUACUAAGAGACACUGCGAUUCCUACGAUUUUUGAUUUAACCAGUCACCUUGGCAAUCCUCACAGCAGACAUCGCAAACGCAUCAAAAUUCUGACAGAUGAAGAGGUUCAAAAGAUGAGAGAAAGACGAUUGGAUUCUUCACUUGACCAGUUGCUCUCAAGAAAAGAGUGUGAAUCUCAGGAUGGCAACGAGACAACUGAUGAAGUUCCUCAGCUGUCGACAGGACAAAAAGAAUGGAGAGAUUUCCUAAGGUCUUUAUUUGAAGUGUUGAUUUUAAUAGGAAGGCAGAAUUUUCCAUACAGCUGCAAUGCAAAUAAAGACGAGCUAGAGGAACAGCCCGAUUCUGUAAGUAACUUCCAGGCACUGUUGGAAAGCCGUAUAAACGCAGGUGAUGAAUUUCUCAGAAGGCGCUUUGAGACGACAUCCGUCGCUGAGGAAUAUUGGCCAGCCGUCCGGCAGAGGCAAAUGCUUGAGGUCUGCGAGAAGGGCGUCCGUGAAGAGAUUCUUCAGCAAGUCCGGGAAUGCCGUUUCUAUUCGAUGGUCACCGGGGAACUAGUGGAGUUCCCAGAUGGAGACCACCUUCCCAUAUUCCUGCGUUUCGUUGACCAAGCCAACACUGUAAGAGAGGAAUUCAUAGAGUUCCUUUCGUUGGAAGGUGAGGAGAUCUCUAUUGCUGAAAGAUUAGAGUCUUUGAUCACAAAGGAUUGGGGUUUGAGUUUGGAGCAUUGUAGAGGGCAGGCACACGCAGGUUCUGGUGUACUCGCCACCAAGAUGAAAGUCAUUGCAGCCCACCUAAAGGAGAAAUAUCCUAUGGCGGUGAUCACGCCCAUUUCUACCUGCGCACUUAACGUUUAUCUUGCGAAUGGCAUGCCGCUGACAGGAGUGCAGGUCGUGAUGACGGUUCUCAAAAAGACUGAUGCGUUUUUUAAAGCCUGUCCGUUGCUCCAGACCGAGCUUGACAAGGCCAUCUCCAUUCUCUGCCAGGAAAACACAGAAAAAGAAAGCAAUCUCAAGGAGGGCUUGCGUUCAACCUGGACUGACCUUCAUAACGUCUUUGAGAUGGUUGUUGACCUGAUGGAACCGCUUCUUCUCUGCAUGGACAGCAUACACGACAAUGAAGAUCUUAAAUGGAACGACCACAUCACCAGCGAGGCCUAUGCCAUUUCAGAGGCUCUAGCAGACUUUGAGUUUAUUGUGACAUUGGUUGUAUUAAAGAACGCUCUGUCGUUCACAAGAGCUUUUGGGAAAAACCUACAAGGAGAAACUCUCGAUGUCUUUUUCGCAGCCAACAGCCUGACAGCAGUAUUGCAUUCGUUGCACGAGGUAAUGGACAAUCUCGAAGUGUACCACGAGUUCUGGUUCGAAGAGGCUGUCAAUUUGGCUACCGCAAUGGAGGUCCCUGUGAAAGUCCCGAGGUUAUUCCUACGGAAGCAGCAGGCAGGAGGGGCCAUGGAAAUCCAGCCGGAGUCUUUCUUUAAAGAGUAUCUCACACUCCCCGUUAUGGAGUAUGUCGCUCAGGAGGUCAAGGACAUCUUCUCUGAAACUCAUCUUAAGGCGUUAAAGUGCCUGUCUCUCGUCCCGGCAGUCAUGGGGCAAAUGAAGUUCAACACCUCUGAGGAUUCCCAUGUGGACGUAUACAGGAGCGACCUGCCCCAUCCGGACACUUUGCCUGCCGAGCUGCAUUGUUGGAGGAUAAAAUGGAAACACAGAGGCAAGGAGGUCAGCCUGCCGUGCACCAUUCACGAAACUCUUCAGCACUCGGAUGUAAAGUUUUUUCCGAAUGUUAGUGCGUUUUUGAAAAUUUUGGCAACGUUGCCGGUGCUGAAGGUCGAUGGAAGUCACGGUGAAACUGCCCAAAAACGUUUACAGGCUUACAUUACAGACACAUCAUUACACCAAAGGUGUAAGAAUCUGGCUGUGCUAAACAUCAAUUACCAUAUAAAAACAGACUUGGAGGAAAUGGUUCAGUGUUACAUAAAAAGUUAUCCAGAGGACGGUGAAAGCGAUUAACAAAUCGGUAACCCCUAUAGACCCUAAUAAGUAAAGAUUUCAACACUUCUUUGGAGAUAAAAGUUAAAUUUGGCAUUCAUAUGCGUGUAAUUGUUUUGCAUUAUAUUUCUGUAUUGCUUUUCAUUGCAAUUGCAUUUUGUAUUUUCAUUUAUCUCCAUUUUUAUUUGAGAAAUAUAAUGUAUUUGUUAGGAUCUUUAUAAAAACCUCACCAUGAAAGAAAAACAAGAUUGUUUUGUUUGUUGAACAUGGUUGUGUGAAACUGGCAAUCGGAUAUUAAAAAUGACACAGGGUUGUUGAGUUUAAAUAACAGAUAUACACUAGUCAACAUUUAAAGUGGAUUGUCAUAAAAGGUGUCUAAAAACCAAUACCCGUUCUUUUCUUUUUGAUCCACUUUAAAUAUCGACUAGUUUAUAUAUUGUACCUUAAGCCUUAUGUGGUUCAUGUGACAGGAUCUAAAUACAACCCACAAGGCAUCCAUGUGUUUAUUUUUGAUUUGUGAAAUAUUAAACAAUUAUUUUGUUAAUGAAAGAUUGAGACUAAGUUAACAGAUGGUUGUCUGUCUAUCCUUCAAAUAACUAUCUUUCUUUAGGGACAAACAGCUUGGAAGGCCAUGCAUGAAUGAAAUUUAUUCCAUUACAGUUUUAUGUCAUUUUUUUUUUUGUUGUUUCCAAAAUGGAUACUUUAAUAUAUUCACAAAUACAUAUGACUUGCCACUGCAGUACACAAGUGUGUCAUAAAAAGAUCUUUAAAAGUCUGAGAUCGGUUUAUGAGUAGUUUAGACUGUUGUGCCUAACUGAUCUUUAGUAAGAAAAUAAUUUGGUGAUCAGUUUUUCUUUGUAUUUCCAGUCUGUUCCACUCUUGUCCUCAAGAGAGCAGCACGGGUGUGUGUUUCACUCCAAUUUGACUUAAAUGUCAAUGACUUUUGAAUAAAAUAUUCAAUAUUUUAUUA
This is a messenger RNA of Misgurnus anguillicaudatus (oriental weatherfish), 3378 nucleotides long. It is a transcript of the gene thap12b, whose product is annotated as THAP domain containing 12b. The record is from RefSeq and is a predicted model, not a curated record. NCBI's taxonomy places the organism in Eukaryota, Metazoa, Chordata, Actinopteri, Cypriniformes, Cobitidae.